Lodderomyces jiufengensis is the source of this 1107-nucleotide messenger RNA. RefSeq lists its product as uncharacterized. The record is from RefSeq and is a predicted model, not a curated record. Lineage: Eukaryota; Fungi; Ascomycota; Pichiomycetes; Serinales; Debaryomycetaceae. The transcript has a single exon. The coding region runs from base 1 to 1107 and encodes 368 amino acids.
AUGUUUCAACUAGCAGUCUUAUUCUUGAGUAUAACUAUAUUAAUUUAUCAAUUAUUUAAGGAAUACAAGAAAUAUGUUCAAAAAUCACUAAAUCCAAUCUUACAAAAAACAACUUCAAUUGACCCAAAUUUUAAAUGGUACAAUAAUGAACCAUUGAAAAUAAGACCUUUUGUGGGCAAGACUAAUUUUAAUCCUAAAAUGGGGAUAAAAAACAUUUCAUCAACUCCAAAUGAUUGGUUAUUAAUUGAAGAUACUUAUUUAAAAUGUACGAAUUUAAAACAAGAAUCAUUGACUAAAAUUCCAGAACAAACUAUGUAUAUUUCUAAUGAUUUAAGAUCAAUUAACGCAUUGAAAGAGUUUUACUCUUUGGUUUUUAAAUUUUACAUGAAAAGGUAUCCUCAAUAUUUCCAAUAUAACAAUUCAACUGAUGAAAUAACAAACAAAAUCAACGGGUUCAAAUCAAAGUUGAGUACUCCAAAAAUAUCAACAGAUCAAAUGUUAUUGAACUUAGGCUCAAACAUGGAAGAAGAUUUUAUUCUAUUAUUAAAGGAUCACAACCCCAAAGAUCCAAAUGAAGAAUAUAUAUUAAAAGGAAGUAUAGUUGGAUUUCCAGCAGGUUUUGACGCAACGGAUUUAUUUAAUAAACCAAUCUCUUACAUCCACGAGCCAGUUCCACAAUAUGAAAAAAAUUUAAAAUCAUCAAUGCAUAAAUUUUUUAAUAAUUUAAAAAUAGGAGAUUUAUGGAUCCGUUAUAAUUGGUCAGUACAAACUCAUUCAAAUUAUUUCACAUUAAAUAAUCACGGUAGAUCAGGUGAUAAAUUGAAAAAACUUUCGAUAUCAGAUAUUGAUUUUGAUAAUGGAUGUUUUUUAAGAUGUGAAAGACAAAUAUUAUUUAGAUUACCUUUAAGUGGUGCUAUAAUAAUGACAACUAGAACUUAUUUAACUAAUUUGAAUCAGAUUAAAAAAGAAGGUUUAGCUAGUGAUAUGAUUUUUGGAAUACGAUCAGUGCCUGAUGAUUUAGGGUUUUAUAAAAAAAGAGAAGUUUGGGGUGAUGCUGUUAUAGAAUUUUUAUCCAAAGACAAAGAAAAGAACGUAGAAAAAAUCUAA